UGUUGUCAUGUGUAUUGUAUUGAUCCCGGUCAUCGUAAAGCCAGAUAUUAGAAAAAAUGUUAUACAACAAAUGUCUGUGAAAAAAGGACAUUUUCAGAAAAUAAUUGUGAAUUUAAACAAUAAUUCUAAUUCAAAAAUGUGGUGGGUGGGUGUUUUCGUAACUGCUGAAGUCAUAGAAUAGCUUAACCUCAAAAACUCCUCUAAAACACAUUGAUUUGAUCGUAGCAUUUUAUAUUUAAUCAUCUAUUAGUGAAGCAGCUCCUAUUAAUUACUUUUAAUGUUCCAAAAAUGGUGUGAACACCUAUAUUGAAGAAAACUGCACUUGUUCUGUAUUGCCAGCCCUGUUCACGAAACUGAAGAAAAAUGAUUUUGACACUGUAUUACAUGGCAGCCACUUGGAUGCAGUCGUGGAGACUCAGCUCCAUGAGACGUAACAUACUCUCGAUUCUCGGACGCAAUGGGAGCUUGGUUUUGUACAAAGAUCCUGAACCGGCAGAAUUGGAAGGGGGCGAGGGCCAGGGCGAGGGCCCGACGGGCAUAUCCUCGGCCGCCUGCUCCAACCGGCGGGAGGCGACGGUGGGGGACCUCGUGUGGUUCACGGAGGACAAGCGCUGCUGCUCCGUCUUCCCCCAGCAACGGCUGGACGUGAGCCGCUGGAUCGGCUUCCCGGGCGGCCAGAGCUUCUUCCCCAUCGAGGCGGGCGGCUCGGCGCGCGCGAGCGUCUCGGAGGCGGGGCGGCUGCAGCUGCUGCUGGAGGCGGACUACCAGCGGGCGUCGAGCGUGCGAGACAGCGGCUACUGCCGGCUGGAGCAGUUCGGGGUGCUGAAGGCGUGGAAGGCGGGCGGCUUCUUCCGCCUGCUGAUGGAGUCUGACCUGGAGCACUUCUCCAAGCUGGGCAUCAGCUUCAUGCGGAGCCGGCUGUCCAUCGACGACGGCAUGGAGCUGGUCCGCAUUCAGACCGUCGCGACGGAGGGCGAGCCGUGCGUGCUGCUGAACGCAGACUCCAUCCCCGUCGCACGGACGUCUACCGUGGAGGAUGGCAGCACUGUCCAGGAAGACAACGUAAUGGAAGCCACAGGCCCGCUCACGUCGGCGGCGGACGCGCUGGGGCGGAGCGCCGGCCAGCAGAUGUCCCCGCAGCAGUGGCUGUCCCACGUGGAGCUCCUCCGCAGCUUCAGCGACGCGGCGGAGCGCGUGGGGCGGGCGGAGGGGGCUCGGGGGCCCGUGGGGGUGGGGCCCUCCCCCGCCAUGCUCGCGGCCCCCGGCUCGCUGUCCUCGGAGGAGUCCUUCCACAGCGCGGCGUCCGCCCGGCCGGCGGUGUCCGUGCCCGCCAGACUGCCGGAGGAGCAGUCCGUGUCUCCCAGGGAAUCGAAGAGCAGCGACUCGUUCUGCUCGCUGGGGUCGGCCAGCACGCUCUCCGUGGCCUCGCACAGCGGGGAGAGCACCCUGCAGUCCCCGGGGGACGGCGACGCGGAGGGGGCGGGUCCCGGCCGGCCCGUCAGGACCAGGGGGGCCGCCGUGAGGCCGCCCGACGUCCUGGUGUUCUCGGAGAGCAGCGUGAUGCUGGGCGACACGCUCGCCGCGCUCAGCGCCACUCUGCGCAGGAACGAGUACUGCCUGUACCCGCUCAGCCAGUCGCAGCUGCUGGGCGAGCUGUGGAAGGACCACGCCCGCCUGCUGGUGGUGUGCGGGUCCGUGCCGGGCCCCGUGGCGCCCGUGCUCGUGUCCCACCUGCUGUCGGGCGGCCGGCUGCUGUGCCUGUGCUCCGACCUGCUGGGCGUGCUGCUGCCCACCUUCCGCACGGCCGAGGUGCGCGAGCGCGAGCUGGCCUGCUUCUCGUACGGCCGGUGGCGCGCCCGCCUGCUGCACCACGUCUUCUGCUACCACGCCUCGCCAGCGCACGCCCGCUUCUCCCGGGACGACCACAGGGCCGGGGACGCGGUGAGGCUGCCCUCGGUGGUGGAGGUGAGGGACGGCGCCGGCACGCCCCACGCGCUGGAGGUGAGCGUCCUGGGCGUGGAGGAGACCUGGCACAGCCCCUCCCUGCUGCUGGCCUGCGCGCGCUCCUCGGGCGGCCAGGCCGUCUUCUCGCAGGUGCACCUGGAGGUGGACCCCGGCCAGUACGAGGGCGAGGGCGACCAGCUCCAGGCGCUCCGGGAGAGCGACCGCGCCCGCCUCGAGAUCCUGCAGGACCUGCUGUCGUCCCAGCUCGGCCUGAAGUGUGCGGACCUGAGCGCCCCCCCGCCCGAGUUCACGCCCGCCUUCUUCCUCGGCCGGCACGAGCUGAAGCUGGAGUUCCUGGCGGCGACGAGGGGCCGCAUGCGGGGCGACACGCUCAAGCUGCCGCGCCUCGGGCUGCAGUUCUGCGAGAAGGGGGCGGAGCCCUCCCGGGCCUCCGCCUCGCACCUGCCCGUGCUGGUGCACGCCUGCCCCGACCGCUUCUCCACCGUCGAGUACUUCGAGAACCUGAAGACCAGGGCGCUGGGGCGGCUGCUGCUGUUCUCGGAGCUGAUGACCAGCACCAUGGACGUGUUCGACGGCCCGCCGCUGCACCACGGGCUGGCCGUGGUCGCCCUGCAGCAGGUCAGCGGCACAGGUCGAGGCAGCAACGUGUGGCUGAGCCCCGAGGGCUGUGCCAUGUUCACCCUGCAGCUGCACGUGCCGGGGGACUCCUUCCUGGGCCGCCACGCCCCCUUCCUGCAGCACGUGGUGGGGCUGGCGGUGGUGUCGGGGGUCUGCUCCCAGCCGGGGUACGAGGAUCUUGAUUUGCAUCUGAAAUGGCCGAACGACAUCUACGUGGGAGACUGCAUAAAGAUAGGAGGGCUGUUUGUCAAGUCAAGUCUUAAAGGUUCACAGACAGUGUUCACACCAGGGGUCGGGGUGAACCUCGGCAACGCGGCGCCCACGACGUGCAUCAACGCCGUGAUCGAGGCACACAACAAGGCCACGGGGAGCGCGCUCGCGCCCUUGUCGCUGGAGCGCUACCUGGCGGUCGUGUUCGCGGAACUGGAGCGGCUGCUGGGCCUGCUGGAGGCGGAGGCCGGCGCGGAGCAGGUCCGCCAACUGUACUACCAGUACUGGCUGCACAGCGAUGCCACUGUGAAGGUGGUGACGCCUUCGGGGACGAGCCAGGAGGUGAGGAUCAUCGGCAUCGACGAGUUCGGGUUCCUGCAGGUGAGAGGGGCGAAGGGGGCGCCGUUCAGCGUCCAGCCCGACGGCAACUCCUUCAACAUGCUGCACGGCCUGAUCGCCCCGAAGAUGUAGUGGCGACGCCCCGCCCCCCUCCCUCCGGUCUGGCCUCAGCGGCGAUGUACGUCGUCGUCGGAACAGCUCGCUCGUAAUUUAUUUCAUUUUAUUUAUUUAAUACUUGUUGCAUGCCUACCUACAGCUUAUGGCCUUGGGUGGUAGGCACGAUACAAACAACACAGAUACAUGCAGACAGAACAAAACAAUACUACAAAAUACAAGACGACAAAACAAAAACAAUACGCACAACAUGCAACAUUUAACAAUUAGUAAAUAAUUUCUUUACAAAUUUAUGAUUUAUAAUUUAUAAUCUCGAACUAGAUCUGUUUUAAAAUUCAAGAUGUCACGUAUAUUAAUUUUUUAAGUUUUAUAAUUUAAGAAUUACUGUCAUCAUCUGCACCGGUAAACUUCCUUGAAGUGAGUGUACAGCAACAAAAAUCAUUCCAAUUUUGGCCGUCAUCAGGACUAUAGGAAGACGUACUGUGCAUUGUGUACUUAAGUGUCUUCUCUACUCCUGUCAAAGGCUACCAUGAAGUCGAACAUUGGAGUGAUUUUGUUUUUGUCUGGUGAAUUUUGAGCCAUGUCUCUUGUCGUAUGUGCGCUACUGUCAUCACACACAAUUUUAGAGCCUAUUUGGUAGGUUUUUUUUAAUAUUUGAAACACAUUUUCAGUCAGUUGAGUAUUUGAAUCCUUCAUUUUGAUUUAAUAUUUCAUUACAGAAUCAAUUAGUAUUUAGCCUCUGUUAAUUCAUCAGGUUUCCAAGAAAAAAUUUUUUAUCCUUCAAAAUAUGACUAAAUGUAUAACUAGAGUACGUACUCUUGUUCAACAUACACAAGCUAGGUGUUGCACAAAAUCAAUUUAAUUAAAUAUGUAUGUAAGCAGUCCAGACAGGGAUCUGAAAUCACUGAAUAUCAUAAUUCAAGUAUUGAAGCGUCAGAGUUGUGAACAAAUGCUCGAAUCUCUUUAAAAUAAUUUUUAAUGAUCUUAAAAAAAGAAGAGAAUAAUUUUAGGAUAUUAGUACGUACGUAGUUGUUACUGUUGUUAGAAAAUUGGUUAUUGAAUUGUUAUUGAUAUAAUCUAUAGGUCAGUAUAAUUAAAUGAAAAAAAUAAUUAAAUUAGCUGAUCAAUAGCACAGAUAAAUGUUUAUGUUCAUAAGUAAAGUAAUGAGAGGAUACGUUAACAUUAGUUUUAGUAUCUAUAACUAAUCAUACCCUCAUUAUUUGCCACCCUACAGUCAGGAAUAACUUUAUGGCAUUUAAAAGUGAGGAUUGUGAUCUAUGGUCAAACAUUUCGGAUUCUAAGUGGAAAAAUCUUAACCUACAGCUAAUAUUAUAUCAAAACAUACGUCCAAAGUAAUCGCUGAUGGUUUUGAAGCGGUUCAUAAUCAUGUCAUGGUUCACAUAGGUAAAAAAGUAAUCAUCAGGUUAAGUCAGAUGUUAAUUGUAGUAGGAAGAUAUUUAGUGUUUUUAUUUGAAGUAUUGGGGGGGGGGGGGAAACUAUGUAUUAAGAAUAGUUGUUUGAUGGUAGCAAGGAUAACAUAAUUUUUAAUUUUCACGACCUUGACCUUGGACUUCAGGGUCAAGGUUGACAACCCCCCACACGCACGCUACCAAGACGGCCAUGCACCUAGCUGCCCGAAACAAACCUGUCUAUACUCGGUUCCACGAAGCCUGAGCCCCCCCCGGAGCAUGCCAUGCGAGAUUACCUAAACUAACCAAACAUGUUAUCAGAGUUUCAUUUAUAUUAACGAGCAUCCAAUGGGAUUGCAAGACAAAAAAAAAAAAAAUACAACAGCUAAAGUUGAUCAUUUUCUCUGAAAUUUAUUAAAUGCAAUAGUAACAUUUGUUCAGAUCAUGGCUGUGGCUCCAAAUGGUAGUGACUCUUAACAUGGACAUUUUCCACUUUACCCACGUGUAUGUAACUUAACUGUAUAAGAAUUUAAAAAAAUGUUAUAUACACAGUUUUUUUUUUAUACCAAAUACAUAUAUAGGCGUUCUUAAUGAGCUCGCCAGGUAAAUAUAAAUAACAUAAAAGUAUAAUUUCAGACACUUUACUCCCACUAACUCAUUUCUAUAAAAAGGGAUUGUUAAAAAAAUAUAUCAAACUAUCAAUUUAAAUUUCUGUCUCUAAUUGGAGCUCUCCUAAAAAUAACUCAAAAUUCACAUCCACAAAAACAGCAAUUUCGCAAGCAAGUAGGCAGAACUAACUGUUCAAUAACUAAUUGACUUAAUCUUUAAAAUAAUCCAAAACAGAAUAUUAAGAAAUGAGUUUCUACAAAAAUCAAAUGCAAACCAUGAAUAACCAUGUUUAGUCAGUUUGCCAUAUCAGAGGUUAAGGAAAAGGAGAAAAGUAGAAUGUGUAUAACAAUACACGAUUGCAUUCACAACAAAAGUGUUUCUAGAAUGUUUCAUGUACCAACCAGGCAGAAUAAUAAGCAAGUGUCAUAUAGUUCUCCCCAUUGUGGAAACUGACUGACUAGUAAUUUAUUAUGAUCUGCCGUGUUUGCCAUGGUUUUAUUUGCUCUGUGUACAGGAUGUUCUUUUGAAAUUUGAUUUUGAUAGUUGCGGUGACACAGUGUGUACCAGUAUCAUGUUCAAUAUUACAACUACAGUUCAGCAGUCAAUCGAUACUAAAAAAAAAGUUUAAAAGAUGAAUACAUAAUAGUUAAUAGAUUACAGGAUAUGAUAGAAGAUUUAUGUUCAGUAAAACUGAGAGAAAAAAAAAGAGACAGUUUAUGACAUGGAUAGUUGUCCAAAAGUUUCAAAGACGUGAGUUAAUAAUAAAUAUGUUGAAGUGUAAAGUUCAACAGCUAUAGUCAUGUAAUCUAAUAACACAACCGUUACGUAUUUAUUGUGGACUUGCCAUAAUUUUUUGCUGUGAUAUGCAUUUUUCAAGUAUGGAAAAAUAAAAACUAUGAGGUUUAUGACUUAGUCAAUUAAUAAUUAGUAAUUUCCAGCAUACAAACAUCUUGAAUGUUUAUUUUGCAAGGCUUAAAUACAUUUUCAGUGACAAUUCUCAACAUGUGUAUACCUGUGUAUAGUACCAAAACAAAACAAAAUUUUUUUCUCCCCAAGAUUCAUUACAUUUUACUAACUUCACUCAUCUUGUCGUGGUAAAGAAAAGGAGUCAUAAUUAAUUUUAAAAACUCACACACAGUAAUUUUUGAGUUAGUCAAAAGUAGUAAUUUUGAUUGGAUUGCAAAUAUUGAUGUUAUUAUGGGUGUCACGGGAAGGUGGCAUAAAUAACCAUCCAACUUCCAAAAAUUUUUUUAUCCAAAUUAUUAUUAUUUUCUAUUUAUUACCAUGUAUAAUGAACCGUACUGUAAAUACAAGUCAUGAUUACAAGUACAGUUUUUAAUUUUUAUCUACUAGAACAAUAAAACCAAUAAAAUUAAGGUUAUAGAUAUUUUUUUUUGGGACUAAGGUCCAAAAAUAUUUCCUUAACCUUUACUUUUCCACGAACAAUGCAAUGUCAGUGAUGCUCACAAAUGUUAUUUGAAACAUUCAGGGAGUUUUUAGAAUUGAACCGUCUCGUACUUCCAAUCAAAAUGUUAACAUUACAAAAAAUGUCAUCUUAAUGUUAAUCAAUUAAUUAUCAAAUAUAUUGUCGGAUAUAUUGUCCUUAGAUACUUUUAGAAAAUUAGAAAGAUUAAGCCACAAGUGUAGUCAAACACCUAUCGUAACAGUGUAUAUUUUUCGUCAUAAAUGUGUCGUGUUCAUAAAUGUGUGUUCAGAAUAAUUGUUACUUGAUUCUUACAAAGGUCGAGAGGUCGUGCCAGCAUCACUUGUAGAAUUGCAUCCAGCCAAUCAUAGACGGUUGGAAUGUCCAAUAUCCUUAAAAAAAAACAUGCACACUGCAUAGGCAUAUGCCAGAAUUGUGCACAGUAACUUCGCAUUGAAAUAUUUUUUCGAAAUUUUAAUUUUAUGCUGUGAUGAUGUGGAACAAGUUUCUUAUUAAUAAUAUUACGUUUAUUCUCAACAGGUAUUGGGGUAAAGCAUAUUCAUUACCUAUUUUUAUAGUCUGUCUAAAAUAAUCAAAAACUGCUUUUCAUUACAAUGGGACUAGACCUGUCCUGAUCACCAAAAUAUAACAGGAUUAAACGUAAUUUGCCUUAAAAUAAUAUAUGUAGUACAAGUUUUGGAUGGGUAAAACUUUAAAAUUUGUGGGAUUAUUUUUGUUAUAUUUUUAUUUAUAAGUCUGUAUAAGUGUUAAAAAAUGUGUGCUGCAAAAUUUAAACAUUUUGAUACCAAAUCUUGUAGUCAAAUUAAAAUUUGUAAAUUGAAUACUUUUAGCAUAAGUAAAUGUGAAAUACUUUAAGUUCAAAAUGUUUUAAAAUUUGGUUAUUUAAACUGAUUAUUCGACUCUAUACCAAUAUCACCAUACGUAGACUGAAAUUACUUAUAAAUUACUCAAACAAUUUCAUAGAGAUAACAUUCAGAAUGGCAAACAAUAAUUUUGAUUCAAUAUUAAAACAUUAAAUCAGCAAUUUUUUUACAUAUUUACAUUAACUGCUAGUGACUUUUUAUGGUAGUGAUAGCAGUAUGUAAUUCAUUUUUAAAGCAGGAAUUACACGCAACUGAACAUUGUAGUAUCUCUAAUAUCUCACAAAUAUUUUGCCACAAUAUUAUCGACCAUUAUGAACAGUUCUCUAGUCGCACCAAAAUCGCGGGCAUGGGUCUGUAACAGAAAUAAAAUAUAUUCACAUCCCUUCUGUGCACGCAACCGUCCUAUGCGCUGUUGUGAAUUAGUAGGUUGUAUAACAUGGUGGUCAAAUCUUGUGCGCAUGACCUACUACUGUUACUGUUAUUUUUUUUCAAUUGUGCACCCAACCUCGGCCUUGGAACGGAUUGCAACGCAAUUCGCCGGCGUGUGGCACAACCUCUCGAAGCGCGCUGAGGUACUGCUCUAGUGUUGAAUGUUGCUACUACUUAAAGAAGCCAAAGAAAAUGUUAUUUAAUUGUAUAGUUUGUUGCAUUUGUGUUAUGUCUAAAACCUAACAGAAUAAUUAUUAAUGCACAAAGUUUUUAUUUCUGGUCUGUUCGCAUGCAUUUUCCUUAAAUAUUUAUGUAUUUUGGUUCCUAUUUUUUUUAUAUGAAGUGUGUAAUUUUAUAAAUUAUCACUUAAUACUUUUUUUUUUUAGAUUUUUAUACCUAUUUUAUUGUAAAUUAUUGUAGGUAAACUAGGCCUAAAUCAGUUGAGUGUGAAAAUGUUCGAGACCUUUGAGCAUAAAUGUUGAAACAUUCCAUCAAAUAUGUUUGUUUCAGAAUACACAUAAUGGGGACCAUUAUUGUCGCAUCCCCUUAAAACAAGUCACAUUACCAUGUUUAAUAUGCCAUGCCUGGUUUUAUAUCGUGCUGUAGCGAUUGUGAAUGUUGUCAAAAUCGUGUUCUGCUAUGCAAUAGAAAAUGUUAAAACUUGUGAAUUGAUAGCGAAUUUUUUUUUUUGCCAUAAAUUGUGCGAUAGUUUUGCAAGGAACUUGAGAUCCAUGGCAACAUUUUUGUUUUGUGAAAUGUCCAGACUAAGUAUUUUAUAUUUAGCCACAGAGGUUAACAAUAUUGUGUUGUUCUUUAGGCAUGCGACUUUGCAGCUUCGUCUGCAACAAUCACGUGCAAGGGAAACAAAAAAAAAAAAAAAAUUAAAUGUUAAAUG
Molecule: messenger RNA, 8895 nt
Organism: Bacillus rossius redtenbacheri
Lineage: Eukaryota; Metazoa; Arthropoda; Insecta; Phasmatodea; Bacillidae
Gene: Hcs
Product: biotin--protein ligase
Exons: 16
Coding region: 364-3264 (966 amino acids)
Biological process (GO): protein modification process
Cellular component (GO): cytoplasm
Molecular function (GO): biotin--[biotin carboxyl-carrier protein] ligase activity
Source: RefSeq, a predicted model, not a curated record